Molecule: messenger RNA, 6295 nt
Organism: Zootoca vivipara (common lizard)
Lineage: Eukaryota; Metazoa; Chordata; Lepidosauria; Squamata; Lacertidae
Source: RefSeq, a predicted model, not a curated record
ACUUGUUUGCUUGUUUAUUUGUUCAUCAUUUUGUCAGUUUUUGCAUAUACUGCUUGCCCCUAACCCUGCUUUCGGGAAAACGACUUCCUUUCUGCCUGACAGCUUUAGUCUCUGUUGUUUUUAUUAUUAUUAUACCACCCUAUACCUGGGGGUCUCAGGGUCAAUGACUUCCCUCCUUCUCUUUCCAUGGUUCAUUUUGCAUAAUAUAAACCCUUGCAUGUUUUACAUGAACUAAACCAUUCUGUAUUCCAUUAUUACAUCCAUCAAAACUUUUUUACACUGUUAAAUUUAUCCUUAAUGCUGCCAGCGUUUUCAGCUGUACACAAUUAUUUACCAUAUAUUCAAUAAACUUUUUCCAGUCCUCUUUAAACGUGGCUUCCGGUUUUAAUUCAUAUUCCUAUUACUUUUUUAGCUUUCAGAAAGCCGCCUUGGCUGCUCUUGUUUUGAGCAGGAUGUAAAUUGGGUAAACGAGUCAUACGAUGAAAACAAUACCAGCCUACCUUACAGGGUUGUUGCUAAUAAUAAUAAUAAUAAUAAUAAUAAUAGAAUGAAUGUGCAUGAAGUGAGCCCUGGGGUGUGUCAGAUUUAAGCCUGGGCUUCUCUGUAGCUAUGUGGCAGGUGUACCUGGACCAGGUAGAAAGAGGGUCAAGAAAAGCAUGCAGAGCCCGGGGCAACUGUUGCCAAGAAGACUGAGAAAGACUUAAAACUGUGGUCAAAACAAAAUAAAAAAAUACCUUCCAGUAGCACCUUAGAGACCACGUAAGUUUAUCAUAGGUAUGAGCUUUUGUAAAACUGUGGGGCAGUUAUAGUGAAGUGAAAGGCGUGGGGCAAGGGAAAGAUUGCCUCCUUUGGGGAGGAAGGGUGAGGUGGAAAUAUUAAUAAUAUACUGAUCUGGGCGGGAGUCUGAAACCAAAACAAGUACAUAAAGUUUAAAGAAAUUAUUGGGGGGGGGGGAUAACUUCAGUGUAUGGUCACUUCAACAUCCUACAUUCCAGGGGUAGCCAGGAGGAAUAUCAGUUGCUGGAAACCGCAAGGAUGGUGGAGGAAAGGACUGUUUUUCAGUCCGUCCAUCCCCGAGGCAUCUGGUUGGACACGGUGAAAGGAGGCUCUCCUUAUCUUCUUGUUGAAAAUAAACAGUGGCACGAAAUAAUAAAGGUGCAAUGAUCAGAAGAGGCAUCGUUUGGCAUCUGUGAGGACUGUUGAUCUGUUCUAGCAAGGCUGUUAUUGAAGUAUGGAAGUUCAAGAACAUCUGGAAGGGACCAACUUCCUAUUAUAUAUAUAUAUAUAUAUAUACUGCCCUUCAUCCAUAGAUGAAGUUCACAACAUAAAAAUGUUGUUGUUUUGUCGUUUAGUUGUGCCCGACUCAUUGUGAUCCCAUGGACCAGAGCAUGCCAGGCACUCCUGACUUCCACUGCCUCCCACAGUUUGGUCAGACUCAUGUUGGUAGCUUCAAGAACAUAAAAAGACAAGAUAAAAAAAACACAAAAUACAUAAUAAAAACAAGAACAAAACAAACCAGUAACCCCCCUUCCCCCUCCACAACUGAAAUUCCAUCUUGAUUUGCUUGCCCAAAACGUAACACGGAGGUUAGACUAUGCCUGGUCAUUAUUGAGUUGUUAUUUUUUUAAAGGGAGGAUAUGACAAUGAGCAUUUGCCCUGCACUUAUCCUGAUUUGCUUGGGGAGCGUUUGCACAUCUUCCUGUUGAUUGUUUGUUCACCACUGCUAAUUAUUAAUGCUUUCCCCCCAUCUACUUUCUGAGACUGAGAUCCAGCUCCGAGGGUCUUCUGGUGGUUCCCUCGUUGCGAGAAGCCAAGUUACAGGGAACCAGGCAGAGGGCCUUCUCGGAGGUGGCGCCCACCCUGUGGAACGCCCUCCCAUCAGAUGUCAAAGAGAAAAACAGCUACCAGAUUUUUAGAAGACAUCUGAAGGCAGCCCUGUUUAGGGAGGCUUUUAAUCUUUAAUCGAUUAUUUUAUUCUCCUGUUGGAAGCCGCCCAGAGUGGCUGGGGAAACCCAGUCAGAUGGGCGGGGUAUAAGUAAUAAAUUAUUAUUAUUUAACCUGCAAAAAGUCUGUUGUUUUUUUUAAAAGUGCAUUUGUUGCACUAGGAUGACAGAAUCCUUAAACCCGCUAAAAAUGUGCAAAAGCAGAAUUCUGGGUAUGUGGUGCCUCUCCAAAUACCAACAGUCUGAAUAUGAGCUAACAUGGCUAUAAACACACAAAAAUGUUGCUUCUGCCUCUUUCCUUUCCCCUCAGCCUUUUCUCUUCCUGAACCUGACAUGCUGUCUCGGCUUGACCCCAGAGAAGACCCAUGGGUGCCGGAUCUUCCUGCCAAAAAGGAAAGGGAGAUCCCGUUGGACGGUGGAGAGGAGUUUCCUGAUGUGAUCAUAAAGGUGGAACAGGAAGAGGAGCUGUGGCUUCCGGAGAAAUUGGAACAAGGAGCGAAACCUCUGAAUUCCCCUCUCCAGGAUAGAGAAACGGUAUCCUCGGGGUUUUCUGCUGUGAUAAUCAAGAAGGAAGAAGAUGAUGGGCUUUGGGUAGUGUAUCACCAGGGCUCUGAGGAAAACAAAACAUCCCCACCUGCCCACUCAGAAGAGGGCCAUGGGAAAAGGUGCACGGAGGAGAAAGAGAAUAAAUGCUCAGACUGCGGGAAAAGCUUCACGCAGAGGUCGAGCCUCAUCCGACACGAGAAGACGCACACAGGGGAGAAGCCCUACGAAUGUGCAGAGUGCGGGAGGAGCUUCAGCCAGAGGUCGAUCCUGACCAGGCACGAGAGGACCCACACGGGAGAGAAGCCGUACAAAUGCUCAGAGUGCGGGAAGAAUUUCCGCCACAAGUCGGCCCUUCUCAGGCACGAGAAGAUGGAGGCUGGGGAGAGGCCAUACGAAUGCUCUCACUGCGGAAAGGGCUUCAUUCAGAGGUCCAACUUCCUCAUCCACGAGAGAAUCCACACCGGUGAGAAACCGUACCUGUGCUCGGACUGCGGGAAAAGCUUCGUCCAGAGGUGGCACCUGCUCGUCCACGAGAUGACGCAUAAGCCCGAGGAGCCCUAUCAGUGCACAAAGUGUGGGAAGAGAUUCAAGCACAGCCUCAACCUUGUCGUCCACGAAAGGAGCCACGUGGGCGAGAAAGUGUACCCGUGCCCAGACUGCGAGAAGAGCUUCACGCAGAGGUCGAGCCUCGUACGGCACAAGAAGACGCACACCGGGGAGAAGCCGCACAGGUGUGCCGAGUGCGGGAGGAGCUUCAGCCAGAGGUCGAUCCUGACCAGGCACGAGAGGACCCACACGGGAGAGAAGCCGUACCAGUGCUCAGAGUGCGGGAAGAAUUUCCGCCACAAGUCAGCGCUUCUCAGGCACGAGAAGAUGGAGGCCGGGGAGAGGCCGUACAAGUGCUCUCACUGUGGAAAGGGCUUCAUUCAGAGGUGCAACUUUCUCAUCCAUGAGAGAACUCACACGGGCGAGAAGCCGUACAAAUGCGCCGAGUGCGGGAAAGGCUUUGUUCAGAGGUCGCACCUUCACGCCCAUGAGAUAAUGCACAAGGAAGAGGAGGCCUUCCAGUGCUCAAAGUGCGGGAAGAGGUUCAACCACAGCUUGAGCCUCGUCAUCCAUGAAAGAAGCCACACUGGAGAGAAACCGUACCCAUGCUCUGCCUGUGGGAAAAGCUUUGUUGACAAAUCGAGCCUGGUCAGGCACGAGAGGGCCCAUCGAGUAGAGAAGCCAUACACGUGCUUCAGCUGCGGGAAAAGAUUCGGCUAUAGGUCGGCCCUCCUCAGGCACAGGAAAACCCAAGCGGGAGGGAAGCCAUAUUGGUUUUCGGCCUGUGGGAAAAGCGUCAUUCAGAAAUUGAAGCGCCUUGCACACGAGAGAACUCACAACGGAGAGAGCCUGUACAAGUGCGCUUACUGUGGCCGGACCUACAACUUGAAGUACAAGCUCCUCAUCCACGAGAGAGCCCACACCAGGAAGAAACCUUACCAGUGUUUGGAGUGCAGGAAGAGCUUCGGCCAGAGAUCCAACUUCAUUGUGCACCAGAGGACCCACACGGGGGAAAAGCCCCACAAGUGCUCUGAUUGCGGGAGGUGCUUAAACGACGGGCGCAACCUCGUGAAGCACAAGAAGACCCACACGGGAGAGAAACCUUACCGGUGCCGCGUCUGCGGAAAAAGCUUCACGAACAAGUCAAGCCUCGUUGUGCACGAGAGGACUCACACCGGAGAAAAACCGUACGGAUGCUCAGGUUGCGGGAAAGGCUUCACCAGCAAAUCGAGCCUGAUUAAGCACGAGAGAACUCACACAGGGGAGAAGCCGCACGCCUGCCCAGAUUGUGGGAAAAGCUUUGUUCAGAGGUCGAACCUCCUCAGGCACGAGAGGACGCACAAAGGGGAGAAAACGAAUCCGUCCUCAGACGGAGGGGAAAGUUCUGGUGGUGACUCAGCCCUGACUAGAUACGUAGGGGCCCAGGCGGAAGAGAAACCCUACAAAUGCUCCGAGUGUGGGAAAAGCUUCCACGAGAGACGGAACCUCGUCGUGCACGAGAGGACGCACACGGGGGAGAGGCCAUAUAAGUGCACUCACUGUGGGAAAACCUUCACCAACAAAACUACUCUCGCCGUCCACAAGAGAACUCACACGAGGGAGAAGCCGUACAGAUGCCCCAGCUGUGGGAAAAGCUUCCCUUACAAGUCGAGCCUGAUCAAACAUGAGAGGACCCACACGGGAGAGAAGCCCUACAAGUGCUCCAGCUGCGGGAAAGGGUUCAACCAGAGCGCCAACUUGCUGGCGCACGAGAGGACCCACACAGGAGAGAAGCCGUUCAAAUGCUCGGACUGCGGGAAAAGUUUCGGCGACCGGUCGAAUUUGAUCAGGCACCAGAAAAGUCACACCGGAGAGCAACUCUAGAAAGACUCGUGCUUUGGUAGCGUAGGAAGAAACCUCACAGCGGAUAUUUCCUGCUAGGCGUCAUGGGAAACACGCAGGAUAUACCACAACAGGCUUUAUCUUCACUUUGGGUCACGUGAUAGAGCUUUUUCUGGGCUGUACAAUUUUACAGUGCUGUGGGGUGUUCACACAGUUGAAUGUUCCCUAAUUUGGGGGCAGGGGCAGGAUCUUCCUGCACACAGAGAAUUAGCACAUCAAUAAAAGGAACUUGGGCAUGCUAUGUUUCUAUCUAUGGGGAAUUUUGCAUAUGGAGGAACAGCACACACACACACACACACACACACCAAGCCUCUAGCAGUCCAGUCUGGGGGGGGGGGGGAACACCAACUUCCUGGUGGCUAGUUAAUGUGAUCUUCAGUUCCUUACCCCACAGACCUUAUCCUUGAGCUCUGCGUUCUUAAUACCUUCGUCCUGUUACCUUUCACCUUUCCCGUUUAACUUCAUUGCAGUACCGCACUUCAGAACAAAAACUUUUUAACGCUUGCAAUGUUCCCACGGGGGAAUUAAUUGUAGGGGCAAAAGAGAAAGUUCGCGGAGAACGCUUGGUUUGGCUGGCCACAUCAAACAGCAUGGAAAACUAUUACAACAGUCCGUUCUUGCAGAUCUGAAAUUAGAUCUUUUUCCGGGCGAACCCUGCUCUGGUAAUCCUCUUUUGCAAUUGCCGGUCUUUUGCCACCCGGAAGGUGCAUGCGCAGUCUGGGUCUCCCAGGCCAGUGGCACAAAGUCUGUGCCACCGUCUGAAAGCAAAGGCAUUGAGAGAGGGAAGCCAUUCAAGUCAUAAGAGGGUUUCAUCAAAGGACCACUUCCAGAUGUGGUUGAGGUGGCCAGUCGCCAUGGUCAGAUCCUGCCUGCGAGGAAGCGGUGGGCAGUUGCGGUAGUCCCCUACUUAAUGUGUCAUUGAUGUGUUGGUGUGGAAUCCCACAGAUCUGCUCUGGAACAGAUCCACUUUCAGAAUCUUCUCUGCUAAAGUAGAUCCAUUUGGGGGUGGGAGGUGGAUGAGGGUGGGGCUGAUAGAUAAUAUGGGUAAUUUGGAGUUUUCUUUUGCUAUCCAUGGAUAUAGAACAGAAGCUAUUCUUCAUACCUGGAUUUAAAUUUAGUUUAACAUUCAGGGGUUGUGUGUAUGCCACAAUUCCUGGGAAGGACAGAAAAAAAAGCCACCAGUCUCUGGAGGCAUCAAGAUUUCACAUUUUGGGUGUUGCUGAGGUUUAUUUUUUGUUGUUUUUAAGCUGGUAUUAUUCUCUGUUCUAUAAUUGAUUGUUUUAUUGUUACUGGAAGCUGCCCGGACAACUUUGUUAGUGGGCAGCCUAUGAAUAUUAUUGCUCAAAUAAACAUUUUUUGUAAAAUAGAAAAAAAAAUAA